GCCAGGAUCUAUGGGUUGUUUCGAUAUAGCAUCCGAUCCCCCGGACGCUUCCUCUUCAAGUCCACCAUCGAAUUGUUCUCGAUUGCCUUGUCCUCGUGAAAGCCUUUCGCCUUUAACGUCCUCAAUACUGACCAAUGUUUCUUUAUCCAACAUGCUCCUGCCUCCCCGUCCGUCCGCAGCUUCGCAAGCCUCGAGAGAUUCAACACCCAAAGCCGGCUGCUCCAAAAAUCGCCAGUUGUCCCAUGCCGCACUCCCGAGUGAGAAAUCCAGGAGUGGAACCGUAAGCAUCGAUGGUGCGACCCCCAAGGCACCAGGGUGUCAAAAUUUUAAGGACAGAUUCGGAAGCGAGGCCAACGGCUAUGGUAUCUAUGAAGUGAGAACUGACUUUUUGAUUUUGAAGUCCGAGUAUGGACGUGGGGGCUAUGGGCUAGAGAAUCUUGGUCAGGUCAGUCAAGUAUACGAGAGGAUGGCACCGCUCAUGUCCAGACUCUUUCAGGCGAGGCAGCUUUG
Molecule: messenger RNA, 510 nt
Organism: Gamsiella multidivaricata
Lineage: Eukaryota; Fungi; Mortierellomycota; Mortierellomycetes; Mortierellales; Mortierellaceae
Exons: 1
Source: RefSeq, a predicted model, not a curated record